Messenger RNA from Cyclopterus lumpus (lumpfish), 3358 nucleotides. RefSeq names its product myelin regulatory factor (gene myrf). Gene Ontology annotation, cellular component: endoplasmic reticulum membrane; nucleus. The record is from RefSeq and is a predicted model, not a curated record. Gene Ontology annotation, molecular function: DNA-binding transcription factor activity; sequence-specific DNA binding. Gene Ontology annotation, biological process: central nervous system myelin maintenance; protein autoprocessing; positive regulation of DNA-templated transcription. NCBI's taxonomy places the organism in Eukaryota, Metazoa, Chordata, Actinopteri, Perciformes, Cyclopteridae. The transcript is spliced from 27 exons. The coding region runs from base 191 to 3358 and encodes 1055 amino acids.
GCCAAGUGAGCAGGAGAAAGACGUUCUCCUCUUGAAGUGUUGGAUGUAUGUCAACUCAAACAAGAAGUCGUCACUAAGAAUAUAAUCUGGAUUCCGCGAUGUUUAUUUGAAAGUUUCCCCGAUCCGAAUUGAUUUGGUUCGGACAAGGGGAGACUUUAAUGGAUGGAUUGUUUAUGUGGGACCUGCUAGGAUGGACGUGGUAGAUGAAACAGAAGCGUUACAGAGAUUUUUUGAAGGUCAUGAUAUUAUCAGUUCUCUGGAGCCAGCCAACAUUGACACCAGUAUCCUGGAAGAGUACAUCAGCAAGGAGGACGAUAGCACUGACAUCUGUUUCUCAGAGGUCCACAGCACCCCAGGACCAAAUUACUCAUCUCCCCAGGCAGGAGUGUCCUCCUCUGGGGGGUUGGUGUGUGGUGUGAGCCCUCCUAUUCCACUUCGCCAAGGAGCCCCUCUGCCUGGGCCUCCUAACUGUCAGAACGCCUACCCCCCAGGUCCAUCCCUGGGCCUCCGACACAACUACCUCUGCCUGGGGCAGCAACAACAGCAGCAGGAGCAACACCAACAACAGCACCAGCAGCAGCACCAGCAGCAACAGCAGCAACAGCACCAACAGCAGCAACAGCAGCAACAGCAGCAACAGCAGCAACAGCAGGCGCACGUCUCGCCUGAGCACAGGGGCCACUACGCUCCGGGGACACUACCUGAGUCCCCUCCAGACUCCAGCUCAGAGCCGUACUCUCCUCAGCAGGUGAAUGAUCCUCACAUGAUCAGGACCAUGACACCAGAGAACAUGUGUCACAUGACUCCAACGCCACCCGUCCCACCACAUGGGCACUAUCCCAGCAUGCAUCGGGACAUGUACCUGAAGCCUGAGCCCAUGAUAUCACAGUAUUCUAUUGGUCCAGCGACAAGCGGAAGUGGAGACUUGCAGCAGACUCAGAUGCUCCAUCAGCUGCUGCAGCAUCCUCAGGGGCAGGACAGCAUCCCCGCUCACCAGGCUAAGAAGAGGAAGCACUCUGACUCUCCAAACAGCACCCUCAAUUCCCAAAUCCUCACAGGUAUCAUCAAACAAGAACCAGGUUUAAUGCAGGAUGCAGACAACUCCUACAUGGACCCAAACUAUCAGUGCAUCAAAUGGCAGCCUCACCAGCAGAACAAGUGGACACCACUGUAUGACGUAAACUGCAAAGAACUUCCAAUGCCAACCUACCGUGUCGAUGCUGACAAGGGCUUCAACUUCUCCUUGGCUGAUGAUGCUUUUGUUUGCCAGAAGAAGAAUCAUUUCCAGGUCACAGUAUAUGUAGGCAUGCUGGGAGAUCCCAAGUACAUCAAGACAAGUGAUGGCCUGCAGCCCAUCGACUGCUUCUAUCUCAAACUCAACGGAGUAAAGGUGGAGGCAGUGAAUCAGUCUAUCAGUGUGGAGCAGUCACAGUCUGACCGCAGCAAGAGACCCUUUAAGCCGGUGAUGAUCACCCUGCCCUCAGAGCAGGUCACAAAGGUCACAGUGGGACGGCUCCACUUCAGUGAGACUACGGCAAAUAACAUGAGAAAGAAGGGCAAACCCAACCCUGACCAAAGGUAUUUCAUGUUGGUGGUGGCGCUGCAAGCUCAGUCCCACAGUCAGAGCUACACUGUGGCCGCUCAAGCGUCUGAGAGGAUCAUCGUCAGGGUAACGUCUGGCCAUGCAUCCAACCCAGGCCAGUUUGAAAGUGACAGCGAGGUGCUGUGGCAGCGUGGCCAGCUGCCAGACUCGGUCUACCACCAAGGGAGAGUCGGCAUCAACACCGACCGGCCGGACGAAGCCCUUGUUAUCCAUGGCAACCUGAAGGUCAUGGGCUCACUGGUACACCCGUCUGACAUCAGGGCCAAAGAAAAUGUCCAGGAGGUCAACACGACAGACAAUUUGAAACGGAUUUCUCAGAUGAGGCUGGUCCAUUAUCAAUACAAGCCUGAGUUUGCUGCCUCCGUGGGCAUAGAGAGAACUCCAGAGACCGGAGUGAUCGCUCAAGAUCUUCAGCGAAUCUUGCCUGAAGCAGUGAAGGAGGGGGGUGAUAUCGUGUUCGCCAACGGAGAAACUAUCCCCAAGCUGUUAGUGGUCAACAAGGACCGUAUCUUCAUGGAGAACGUGGGAGCGGUGAAGGAGCUGUGCAAGCUGACGGACAACCUGGAGACUCGUAUCGACGAACUGGAGCGCUGGAGCCGCAAACUGGCCAAGCUGCGUCGUCUCGACAGCAUGAAGAGCACUGUGAGUGGAAGCACUGUCAGCCAAUCAGGGAGUUAUUUCAGCAGAACAGGAAGUGGCCCACUCGGGAAGAAGACAGUCAAACCUGGAAGCAAGAAUUCUGCUCCAGAUCCAGGCUGCAUCAGCCAGAGGUUCAUGCAGGGAACCAUAUUGGCACUGGUCAUUGUCAUGGCCUUCAGUGUCAUUUCCAUGUCCGUCCUUUAUGUGUUGACUCUUCACCAUAGAGGAGACGUCACAGACAAAGAUGGCUAUGUUCCUUCCUGUGUUCUCUACAUCUCUUGGAUGCCCAUCUUCACUGCCUCUGUAACUUUCUGUCCACCUGUCUGCCCAUGGUCCAGAGUCGCACUGGGAUCCUCACGUAAGAGUUCAUAUCCUCCAUUGUCCACCACCCCUGCACCAGCUUGCUGUUCAACUACAGCCAUAAACAACCAAUCAGCUACAUUGAGUAACAACCAAUCCACACCAGAUUUAGGCAGCCCGGUUCCCACACCAGGACCCAUUAAUAAGAAGGCCAAGUCCAGACCAAUGGACAAAGACAGCCGCAAUAGAAACCGUCUGAGUCACACCUCAGCACCGUUGUUCUUUGCCAAGUCCAAGAGGCCAGCAACGACAGACCUGGGCGAAAUGGGAGGUACCAACCGUCUGCCUCCAGGUCAGCCGCCACUGCCACGCAGACAGCGCAGCCUACACACAAAGGGAGGAAGGUCAGCUCCCUCUCUGACUAGUCUACAUAUCGUAGAGACAAACCAAGAGAUUUCAGCACACAAGUGCUCCACACCUGAAAGCUGCAGCUACACAGUAUCACUCCAUGGAAACAGAAAUUCCUCCAAAUCACAAAUCACUUUGCACAUGAUGUCCACGAACAGCGUAUGGGUACGACAAUGUGGAGCCACCAAGGGACGCUUAUGCCCCAACCACACAGAGACAGAGCUCUACGGGGGACAGCGUUCAUCAACAAAGGGGACUCAUCACCUGUGGUCCGUACCCUUGUUGUCCUUCCAGGACAUCACCUAUCACUUCCGUGUCUCUCUGUCUAGUGAAGUGAGCUGUGCCACUGAAGGAGAAACCUCUUCCUACUCCGACUACCACUUUCUCAUUCAAAGCAGCUGUGUUUGA